UAGUUAGUAGAAUCUAAACUUAAGUCACAAGAUGGCAGCAGUGGUUGAUAACCCGGCUUCUGAACUGGAUAAAUUUUCCAAACCUGAGGAGGGGGAGGAAAAAGAACAGCCGGAACAGCAAAUUGAGGGGGAACAAACUAAAAAGAAGAAAAAAAAGAAAAAGAAGAAGAAAAAUACGGAGAGCCCUGUGAAUGGUGAAGCUGGUGAAGAAUUAUCUUGCCCUGUAUCUGAUAUUGUUGGACAAAUGAAUGAGAAUACCAUUGCAGAUGGUGGAGCUGGAGAUGACGCAGUGGGAGAGGAAGGCCCAGAAGAAGGAGGGGGAGGGAAAAAGAAACGUAAACGCAAGAAGAAAAAGGGUCCGAAACAACAAACUGAUCCCCCAACCAUACCAAUCUUCGAUUUGUACAAUCCAAAGAUAUUUCCGAAAGGAGAAGAAGUGGAAUAUCCACCAGAUAAAAACGGGAAAACUUCAGAAUGGCGAACUACAUCAGAAGAGAAAAAGGCUUUAGAUAUUUCAUAUGACGAGAUGUGGAACGACUUCAGACAAGCGGCAGAAGCUCACAGACAGGUUAGGAAGUACGUUCAGGGAUAUAUACAGCCAGGAAUGACUAUGAUAGAUAUCUGCGAGAAAUUAGAAGACGCAUCGAGAAAACUGAUCAAUGAAAAUAAAUUGGAAGCCGGACUUGCUUUUCCGACAGGUUGUUCACUGAAUCACUGCGCCGCUCACUACACCCCUAACGCUGGAGACAAAACUGUUCUGAAAUAUGAUGAUGUUUGUAAAAUUGACUUUGGAACUCAUAUCAAUGGACGGAUUAUCGACUGUGCCUUUACUGUGACCUUUAACCCCAAAUAUGAUAGGUUACUGGAAGCAGUGAAAGCAGCAACAAACACAGGAAUAAAGAACGCAGGCAUCGACGCGAGGCUUUGUGAGAUUGGUGAACUUAUACAGGAGACCAUGGAGUCAUAUGAGGUUGAGUUGGAUGGAAAGACUUACCAAGUAAAAUCGAUUCGUAACCUUAGCGGCCACUCGAUAGGUCCGUAUCAGAUUCACGCAGGUAAAACAGUUCCGAUUGUCCGAGGAGGAGACCAGACAAGAAUGGAGGAGGGCGAAGUAUUUGCCAUCGAAACUUUUGGAAGUACCGGCCGUGGCGUUGUACAUGAUGAUAUGGAAUGCUCUCACUACAUGAAGAACUUUGAUUUGGCUCAGACACAUGUUCCACUCAGAUUACCAAGAGCAAAGAAGCUGUUGCAUAUAAUCGGUGAAAACUUCGGUACGUUGGCGUUUUGUCGUCGUUGGAUCGACCGUCUCGGAGAAACGAAGUAUUUGAUGGCAUUGAAAAAUUUGUGCGAUUCUGGAGUCGUUGAUCCGUAUCCUCCCCUUUGUGACAUCAAAGGUUGCUACACAGCGCAGUUUGAGCACACGAUUCUUCUCCGUCCGAAUUGCAAAGAAGUUGUCAGCCGAGGGGACGAUUAUUAGCGUUUCAUUUUUUUUCACGGACUAAUUUGUUCAUGAGAGUCUAUGGAUCUGUAAUAGAGAUGUACUGCCAAAUUUGGAUUAUUUUUGUGGCGUUUUUUCUACCCCAAUCAGCUGAAAAGUAGACUUUACCAUUAAAAUUUCGGCGAUCUAUUAUAGAGGUAACUCAUUUUGUUCGCCUAUGUUACAUCAAGUUGUGUAAAGGGACUGAAACCUAUGGGCAAGGGGAUAUAUUCACUUGGCUAACACAGACAGUCCCGAAUUCGUAAUAGAGAACUGAAACAAGGAAAAUCAGAAUAAAAUUAAUGCAAUAUAGCAUAGGAGCACCCAGUAUUUACAGAGAAAUCAAUUGUUUAGGACUUUUUCAUUUUGACAUGACAUAUUUAAAUACCUUCUUAUGCUGUUUUCACAUAUUGGCUUCAGUGACACUUGUCCAUAUCUUUUGUUCAGAGUGAGGUUGGCUAAAAUUAUGAAAUCAGUACAUCUCUGAAAUAUCUCUGUUCCAUGGAUGAUCAUGAACAAAUCAUUCAUUUUUGGAUCGUUUGGUAAUUGUGAAUAUUUUUAGCGAUAAGUUCAUCCAUGUGUGACUUAGCAGCACCUUUUCUGCAUGAUUGAACAUGCAGCUUCAUUUGAUUCUGUAAAUUUUUGAAAUGUACAGCACGUAGUUUUGAUUUUAUUUGAAUUAUUGCGGAAUUCACACACACCUUUUUUCAUUUUUAAACCGAAAAAAGUUUUCAAAAAAAAAUCUCCAGUUAUAAAAAAUGUAUACUGCCAGUAGAGUUAUGUUUAUGAUUUAGAACACAAAAGUCCCGGCAUUAAAAAUAAAUUAAUUAAUUUCAGAAUCGUGGUUAUUGUUUACACUUCUUCAAGUUGACAUAGUUGACAUGAAAAUACGUCAAAUUGAUCAUGUUGUUACCGAGUUGCUGCAUUUCACGAAUAGAAUAAUGUAUUAGUCUAAAAUGUUAGAAGAUGGUGGUUCCCAAGC
Messenger RNA from Styela clava, 2459 nucleotides. The record is from RefSeq and is a predicted model, not a curated record. NCBI's taxonomy places the organism in Eukaryota, Metazoa, Chordata, Ascidiacea, Stolidobranchia, Styelidae.